This is a messenger RNA of Didymodactylos carnosus, 1743 nucleotides long. The record is from the annotation of a GenBank genome assembly. Lineage: Eukaryota; Metazoa; Rotifera; Eurotatoria; Philodinida; Philodinidae.
AUGCCUCGUGUUAAACCAAAAGUUCGCCAAAAAACCGACAUACUCUACGACAAAUUUCGUGAACGUUUAGAGCAAAAAACACUUUUUUGUUUUCCUAUUUAUCGUCAUAGUCAACAAUCAUUACGAUCUAUUCAUCAAUUUUUAGUACGUCACGGCUUUGUAUGGAACCGUACGUUAAUUGAUAUGUUAAAACGUUCAUUGUCAAAUUCAUUAAUACACGCAUUCAACUAUGAAAUAUUACAACAAACACAUCAUACAGACAGCAAUACUACCGUGAAUCUAAAACAACCACAACCACUACACCAUUAUUCAUUACUACCAUCACAGGUUGAUUUAAGAAUUCAAUUAACACACGUUAACGCAUUACCAGCAAGAACGGAACGUGGUCUAUUUAUUGUUUUAGAAAUAGGACGUAUAGAUGAAGAUGUACGUUAUAGUAUUGUGUCAUUAUUAGGAAAACAAACACCGUCAUACGACAUUGUACUAAGUCGCGGUUCAAACUUACCCAAACAUAUACGAGAAAGUGAUGGAGAAAUAUUAUUUGAUCAUUUAGCAUCGGGUCUAAAUGACUUUUUGUUACAAAUACCGACGAACGAACAAAUUCCGAUGAGUUUACAAAUGGGUCUGUUAUUUCAUUUUCCCAUAACACAAUUAGAACUCGAUCAUGCUGAAUUGCGAUCAUGGUCUGGUCGAUUUAAUUGCCCCGACAUUAUUGGUCGAGAUAUUGUACAAUGUUUGCGAACAUCCAUUGAAAAAUACGUUCAAAAUUAUCAAAUAAAUAUCACAGCAUGUAUCAAUGAAAGUGUAGCGGCACUCAUUUCUGUUGCUGUUGAAAAUCCCAAUACAUUAAUAUCAUUAGUUUUUGAACGAUUUUUUUCCGUUUCAUUUGCUGAAGAUGUUGAAAUAUUAAAAAUUAAAAAAAUUUUAACACAAACACAAUCUCGAGCAUUAUAUAGAACUGUUAUAUCGAUUGAUUUUGAUGAACUAAGACCUGGUACUUUGCAAACUAGUGAUGCUCUUUAUCAAAGUAUAUUAACAAGUUACGACAUAUACAUUAUGAGACAAUUUAACGUUAACUACAUUGAAGUAUUGACAGUUGAUUCGUGUUUAUUAGAAAUGAUACGUUUAAUUAUAUUAGAAUCAUGUAUUAGAGGAUAUUUAUUGAAAUUUCAUAUUUGGUCUGUUUCAAAAUUAAACAGCAUUGGUUGCAUUAGUGUAGAAUUUAUUCGUUAUUUGCUAAUGGAUUCCUCGAAACACUUAAAACCAUUAUUGAAACAGAUAGGUAUUAGUCAUGUAUCAAAACUGAAUUUAAUUUUAAUGGAAUACAUUUGUCAUGUGAUCAUUCGACGUGCUAGUCAAGUAUUAUCGUGCAUGACCGUCAGUUUAUCUGAUAGAGCCAAGGAAGAAGACAUCACAAUUGCUAUAGACAGUACAGUUUAUCGUUCAUGUCCUGUAUUUCGCGUCUAUAUGCAGUACGAAACUGAAGGUCUUUGCAAUAAAUGGGUAACAAGACAUCGUUUUAUAACGGCAACAGACAAAUGUUAUUUGGGUCCGGCAGCUGUUAUGGGUUUACAAAAAACGCAAAAAGCGUUGAUGAUUCGAGAUGAAAUAUCACGAAAUUAUAUGAUAAAAAGAAUUCGAUCAAGACGACGAUUAAAAACAAAUAGUAGGACGCAUAGAACAGAAUUACGUUAUAUAAAAGUUGAACAGCUACGACAGACACGUUCACAAAAGCAUAUAUGA